Lodderomyces jiufengensis is the source of this 2721-nucleotide messenger RNA. RefSeq names its product Sef1p (gene SEF1). Gene Ontology annotation, molecular function: zinc ion binding; DNA-binding transcription factor activity, RNA polymerase II-specific; transcription cis-regulatory region binding. The record is from RefSeq and is a predicted model, not a curated record. Gene Ontology annotation, biological process: regulation of DNA-templated transcription; DNA-templated transcription. Gene Ontology annotation, cellular component: nucleus. The transcript has a single exon. NCBI's taxonomy places the organism in Eukaryota, Fungi, Ascomycota, Pichiomycetes, Serinales, Debaryomycetaceae. Bases 1 to 2721 code for a protein of 906 amino acids.
AUGAAAUAUCAAGAGAAAGCAAAAGUAAAAAUAUUACCAAAACCUAUAGCACCUGCAACUCAAGUCUCUUCACCUCUAAUUCAAGUAUCACCAAGUUUAUCAACUUCAUCACCAACUACAACAAUUGCAAAUAGGAAAAGAGCCAAAUCAACUACUGGAGCAAACAACGUCAUUUCCAAUACUGAAUUAAAAAGACAAAGAAAAACAAAUACCGCGUCGCCUAUUGAUCUUAAUCAACCAUCAUCUAUAACAACAACUCCAAAACCCUCAAAACAAACAGGUCAUAGACCAGUCACAUCAUGUACUUUCUGUCGUCAACAUAAAAUCAAAUGUAAUGCACUGGAUAAUUACCCUAAUCCAUGUCAAAGAUGUGAUAGAAUGGGAUUGAAAUGUGAAAUAGAUCCACAGUUUAGACCUAAAAAGGGUUCACAAAUUCAAUCCUUAAAAUCAGAUGUUGAUGAAUUAAAAGCUAAAAUUGAAAUGUUAACUAAAAAUGAAUCAUUAUUAACUCAAGCUUUAAAUCAACAUAAUUUAAAUUUUUAUCCAACAAGUUCUCCUCAAUUACAACCACAACAACAAAAUUAUCAAUCACAACCUCCUCCUCAACCUCAUAGAUCAAACCUGUAUCCAAUAACGUCUCAAACUCCCGUUACAUCACCAUCUUUAUUUUCACAAAGUAAUCAUAUAUCACCUAUUCCAUCAAUAACAAAUAUACAACAAAAUCCAUCAUUAAUGAAUGAAAAUUCUGAUAAUUCACCAUCAGCUUUAAAUACACCAGAAAUUAGAGAAGAAUAUUUACAACCAAUUUCAGAAUUUAUUUUGGGAGAUGUUAAUUUACCACUUGCAAAAGCUAAUGAAUUACAUGAUAGAUUUAUGAAAAAACAUUUAAAUUUUUUACCAAUAAUAAUAUCAAGAUCAGCAACUGAAUUAUAUCAUAAAUCAAAUUUAUUAUUUUGGGCUGUAAUAUUAACCGCAAGUUUAGGAGAACCAGAACCUACAUUAUAUAUGUCCUUAGCAUCAUUAAUUAAACAACUAGCCAUUGAAACUUGUUGGAUAAAAACACCAAGAUCAACUCAUGUAAUUCAAGCAUUAAUAAUACUUUCAAUAUGGCCAUUACCAAAUGAAAAAGUUUUGGAUGAUUGUUCUUAUAGAUUUGUGGGGUUAGCUAAAAAUCUUUCAUUACAAUUAGGUUUACAUAGAGGAGGAGAAUUUAUACAAGAAUUUAGUAGAAAUCAAGUUAGUUUAGGACCUGAUGCUGAAAGAUGGAGAACAAGGUCUUGGUUAGCUUUAUUUUUUUGUGAACAAUUUUGGUCUUCACUUUUAGGCUUACCACCAUCGAUUAAUACUACUGAUUAUCUAUUGGAAAAUGCAAGAGUUGAUCAAUCAUUACCUAAAGAAUUUAGAUGUUUAAUAUCUUUAUCAAUUUUUCAAUGUAAAUUAGUUAAUGUUAUGGGUAUUAGUGUUACAAGACCUGAUGGAUUAUUAGAACCGCUGAAUCGUGCAGGGUCAUUAAAUUUAUUAGAUAGAGAAUUGGAAAGAUUAAGAUUUAAAUUACAAAUUGAAGAUGGAUCACCUAUAGAAGUAUAUUAUCUUUAUUUGAAAUUAAUGAUUUGUUGUUUUGCAUUUUUACCAGGUACUCCAAUUGAAGAUCAAGUAAAAUAUGUUAGUUCAUCUUAUUUAUCAGCUACAAGAAUAAUCACAAUAGUCUCACAAAUGAUUAAUGAAAUAUCCUUGAUUGAAUUACCUAUAUAUAUUAGACAAGCAGUUACCUAUUCAGUACUAUUACUUUUCAAAUUACAUUUAUCAAAAUAUUUAAUUGAUAAAUAUGUCGAUUCAGCAAGACAAUCAAUUGUUACAGUUCAUAGAUUAUUCAGAAACACACUAAGUUCGUGGAAGGAUUUACAAAAUGAUAUAUCAAGAACUGCAAAAGUUUUGGAAAAUUUAAAUAUUACAUUAUAUACAUAUCCUGAUAUUUUUUUAAAAGAAGAUGAAAGUACAAGUAUAAUAUCAAGAAUGAGAUCUCAUUUAACUGCAUCAUUAUUUUACGAUUUAGUUUGGUGUGUUCAUGAAGGUAGAAGAAGGUCACAAUUAGGUAAAGAUAAAACAAGGUCUGAGACUAUUGAAUCAAAUGAUAAAAAAUUAUUACCAUUACCAUUUUAUAAUCAAAUCACAAAAGAUGAUUUUAGAACUAUUACAACUACAACUCCAAAUGGUACAACAAUUACAACUUUGGUUCCGACUGAUGCAGCAAUGAGUAAUGCAAGAUCAAAUGCUACAGAUAAUAAACCACUUGAAAUAAAUGGUAUACCAUUACCUUUAUUAGAUGCAACAGGAGCAAGAGAUGGAAUUAAUGGUGCACAAAGUCUCAUGUCUCAACAACAACAACAACCACCAAUAGAUCAACAACAACAACAAGUACUAAAUCAACAACCUCCAACACCAAUGUAUCAAGGAUCACCACCAAUUCUAGAUUUCAACACUCAAAUCACACCACAAUUACCAUCACAAAUCCAAGGAAUUCAAAAUUUUCAAAUUCCAAACAACAAUAACCCUAACAUGUCACCAUCCCAACAACAACAACAACAACAACAAAACUAUUUACCUACAAUACUGGAAAACCCUUUGAUACAAUUUAAUGAUUUUUUCUUACAACAAUCAUCAAUUGAUCAAGAUGAUGAUUUUUUGGGUUGGUUUGAUUCUAAUAUGUUAAAUCAACAAUAA